Molecule: messenger RNA, 2267 nt
Organism: Cuculus canorus (common cuckoo)
Lineage: Eukaryota; Metazoa; Chordata; Aves; Cuculiformes; Cuculidae
Gene: CPSF6
Product: cleavage and polyadenylation specific factor 6
Exons: 11
Coding region: 94-1845 (583 amino acids)
Biological process (GO): mRNA alternative polyadenylation
Cellular component (GO): mRNA cleavage and polyadenylation specificity factor complex
Molecular function (GO): mRNA binding
Source: RefSeq, a predicted model, not a curated record
CCGGCUCCUUCCUUCCCACCCUCCUUCCCUUUCCCUUCCCCCCUCCCGGCGGCGGCUCCGGAGCCGGGCGCGGCUGGCGGGCGGCGCGGGAUCAUGGCGGACGGCGUGGACCACAUCGACAUCUACGCCGAUGUGGGCGAGGAAUUCAACCAGGAAGCUGAAUAUGGUGGACAUGAUCAGAUUGAUUUAUACGAUGAUGUAAUUUCUCCAUCUGCAAAUAAUGGAGAUGCUCCAGAAGAUCGUGAUUACAUGGAUUCUCUCCCACCGUCUGUUGGGGAUGAUGUAGGUAAAGGAGCUGCACCGAAUGUUGUCUAUACAUAUACUGGAAAGAGAAUUGCCUUGUACAUUGGAAAUCUUACUUGGUGGACAACAGAUGAAGACUUGACUGAAGCAGUUCAUUCUCUGGGGGUCAAUGAUAUUUUGGAGAUAAAAUUUUUUGAAAAUCGUGCUAAUGGCCAAUCAAAAGGGUUUGCCCUUGUGGGUGUGGGAUCAGAAGCAUCCUCUAAAAAGUUGAUGGAUUUGUUGCCUAAAAGAGAAUUGCACGGGCAGAAUCCUGUUGUAACUCCGUGUAAUAAACAAUUUCUGAGUCAAUUCGAAAUGCAGUCAAGGAAAACCACACAGUCUGGUCAGAUGUCUGGGGAAGGUAAAGCUGGGCCCCCAGGAGGAAGCUCAAGAGCAGCAUUUCCACCUAGUAAUAGAGGACGAGGCCGUUUUCCAGGUGCCAUUCCAGGUGGAGACAGAUUCCCUGGACCAGCAGGGCCAGGAGGGCCACCACCACCUUUCCCAGCUGGACAAACUCCCCCACGUCCACCUUUAGGUCCUCCUGGCCCACCAGGCCCUCCAGGCCCUCCACCUCCUGGUCAGGUCCUCCCACCUCCAUUAGCUGGACCUCCUAAUCGUGGUGAUCGUCCACCACCACCAGUUCUGUUUCCAGGACAGCCUUUUGGUCAGCCUCCACUUGGGCCACUUCCUCCAGGCCCUCCACCACCAGUUCCAGGCUAUGGGCCACCACCAGGUCCACCACCACCUCAGCAGGGUCCACCUCCACCUCCGGGUCCAUUUCCCCCUCGUCCACCUGGCCCUCUUGGGCCACCCCUGACUCUUGCUCCUCCUCCACAUCUCCCUGGGCCACCUCCAGGUGCUCCACCACCUGCACCACAUGUGAAUCCAGCUUUCUUCCCCCCACCUGCCAAUAGUGGCAUACCUACUUCAGACAGCCGUGGUCCACCUCCAACAGAUCCGUAUGGCCGACCUCCACCAUAUGACAGAGGUGACUAUGGGCCACCUGGAAGGCGUUUCACUGGAAAUAACAUGUCCAUAAGAGAAAAAUUACAUAUUCCAUUCUAUGGGAGGCACACGAAAAAUAAUACUCAAAACUCAGGGAGAGAAAUGGAUGCUGCAAGGGCGCCUCUAAGUGAAGCAGAAUUUGAAGAAAUCAUGAAUAGAAAUAGGGCCAUCUCAAGCAGUGCCAUUUCAAGAGCUGUAUCGGAUGCCAGUGCUGGGGACUAUGGAAGUGCCAUAGAGACCCUGGUAACGGCAAUUUCCUUAAUUAAACAGUCCAAAGUAUCAGCAGAUGAUCGCUGUAAAGUACUUAUUAGCUCUCUUCAGGACUGCCUUCAUGGAAUUGAGUCCAAGUCUUACGGUUCUGGAUCCAGAAGACGUGAGCGAUCCAGAGAGAGGGACCACAGUAGGUCACGAGAAAAAAGUAGGCGCCACAAAUCACGUAGUAGAGAUCGCCAUGAUGACUAUUACCGGGAAAGAAGCCGUGAAAGAGAGAGACAUCGUGAUCGUGACAGAGAUCGUGACAGAGAACGAGACAGAGAGAGAGAAUAUCGUCAUCGUUAAAGAAGCUGAAGGAAGAGGAACAGCGUGCAAGACAAGAUACACUCUUCAAGGAAAGAUGCUUGUCCAGCAGUUUGCUUCAUGUGAUUGAACUGAGCCUGUAAGGAUUCAUGGAUAAAAUGAACAGGAAUAGAUCUGAAUAAAGCAAAUCUGCAUACAUGGUAACCAGUAGCUCUUUUACUUUUUUACGUUGCUUAACUGUUUUAUUUGAGGGAAACCUGUGUGAUUUAAACCUUAUAGCUUUUGCAACUUUAUUACUGGUUAUAUACAUUUGGCAAUUAUAAUGUGCAAGCAAUUGGAAAAAGUUAAGUAAAUGCUUGUUUUUAUAGUAGUUUGUUCAUGUUAAACUGUUCAUAUGACAAUGUCUGUACACAGCACCACUUUGAUUACAGUAGCUGUAGUGUUGUAAUAAACUGUUUAAUGGG